AAUGGUAAUAAAAUAUUGGAGGACAUACUAUUUGCCGUGUUGAACACAACUCAACUUAUCAACUUGUGGUACUAUUUGGACUGAUGUAGUCAAUUAGUAAUUUGACAAUGAGCAGUAAACCAUCAGAAAGUUGGCUUACUAGCUUCUUUUGUCGUGAUAUGUUUCGCCCCUAUGAACUUACCCUCUUUUCUCUUUUCUUCCCCAGAGUACUAUCUUCAUUCCCACCAUAGAACCUAACCAAGAAGUGUCUUACCCUCCUGGGUUCUUCGCGGCUACGGCGACUGAGAACGCAAAACACUAUAUCAAGUACAACAUGAACCCUGAACAAGAAAUGAACUUCAACGACUUUGUCUAUUUUCAUAGCCAAAAUGGAAAAUUGGCCUUGCAUGUCGUUGAAUAUAAUAUUCUGAUGAAAAUUGUCGCCAACCCUAAAGAAGAGCAACACCGCAUGGACAAAUUAAUGAUGGUCAAUGAGGCUAGUGAGAUUUAUCCAGCUUACUUACCCAAUAUUGUUGAUGUCGUUGGUAAGCCGGAGGUGCAAGCUGCCAUUCGUGAGCUGGAAAUGGAUGAUUAUGUCGAGUACGAGGGUACAACCAAAAUCAUUCCGAAAUUGAUGGUGGAGAAGAUAGACUUGAAGCCAAUAAUACCAACAAGUGGCCAUAUAUACUCCCUUGGAGUGGCUGGCUUCAGCACGGAAUUCGGCAGCUACACGGAUCAUAUUCUGUUCUUGUGAGGUCUCCUAUCACGGAGAUCAAUUAUUCCGUGUUUAGGGACCAGUUCAUCGAAGACGACCUGACAAGCCAUUACCAAGCUGUCAAACUUCAUCCGGAGCUAGAGCUAACAAGAAAAAACUGGACAUUGGAGCUACUGUUGUGCUUUGGAAUGGCCGUAGGAUCACCUGACCUUAUUUUGUCGACCACUUAGAAGAAAUUGUUGCAACCCAUAACCUAAUUCUGAUGAUAGUGACAGAGGUGGGGACAACAUCCACGAAUUGCGAAAGGAUUCUAGCAAAACUAGGCACAACUAUGUCCUGGCGAUUUGACGCGGGUGGAGGUUUGCUUGGAGGGAUCGUGGUUUUCUGGGAUCCUCAUAGGGUGGAUUUGACGAUGCUCACAGUUAAUGCAUUUGAGGUUGAACUCCCUCAAUGAUGUUUAAAAAAUAAAAUUAUUAGGUUACUUAAUUAACUCACUAAUCCUUUAAUUUGAAUGUUCAAAAGAAGUUUCUAGUUACUGUGAAGACUGGUACCAAGUGCAUAAAGUACUGCUUGUUAAUGGUGAAGGAUGUUGUGUCCAGUUAGAAUAUCUGUAUUGCUACUCGUAUUAAUAUAUGUAAAAUAACGUGUAAUAGGAGACUCAUGGGAUUGUAGGACUAUGGUUUGUGUUGUUUAAACUUGAUCGGUUUGUGUUGUAUAAACUUGAUCGUAUCUUGAAUUUGAAGCGUACUAUGUUAUGUAUUAAUGUGUUAUGUAUUAGGACCUAAUUGAAGACUCCACCUUGAUGUAAUGAUAUUUUUAAUUUUAUGAUGGA
Molecule: messenger RNA, 1526 nt
Organism: Chenopodium quinoa (quinoa)
Lineage: Eukaryota; Viridiplantae; Streptophyta; Magnoliopsida; Caryophyllales; Amaranthaceae
Exons: 2
Coding region: 314-733 (139 amino acids)
Source: RefSeq, a predicted model, not a curated record